Molecule: messenger RNA, 1769 nt
Organism: Umbelopsis ramanniana AG
Lineage: Eukaryota; Fungi; Mucoromycota; Umbelopsidomycetes; Umbelopsidales; Umbelopsidaceae
Exons: 7
Coding region: 50-1282 (410 amino acids)
Biological process (GO): endoplasmic reticulum tubular network organization
Cellular component (GO): endoplasmic reticulum tubular network
Source: RefSeq, a predicted model, not a curated record
CCUCCUCUCAUCGUCCCAAGUCUUCCUUGAUCGAUCCUCAGAAUUUAGAAUGGGUGCUUGGAUUUCAAGACAAAAGAAAACAGACGAUGGGGACUACGAGAAAAUCUUAUCAGAACUUGACGACAAGGUCCAAAAGGCUGAAGUGAAGCUUUCUGAGAUCAAGAUACGGGAACGUCGAAUAAAUGUUAUGUUUAUGCUUUACGGACUCGCGCUGUGGGCUAUAUACCUAGCUUAUUGCUUUGCAACCUUACAUAACGCAGACGUCGAGUUCGAGACCUUUGCUCUCAAAGUAGCCCCCGUACUCCUAAUUCCGGUAAUCAUUUACCUCGGCAGACGAGGAUUGAAGUGGUUUUAUAAUCGAAAGCAGGCAAACGAAGAGUCGAAUCUGUCGAGCCUUCGCUCUAAGCAAAAACUCAAAGUUGAAGAGCUCAAGAAGAAGACAUCCUAUUACACUACCAAAUCGCUCCUUGAGCGUUACGAUCAGACGUCAUCGCCAAAGGCCAAGCCAGCGCCACCAUCGUCUCACCCUGGUUCCUCUAACAAAGGUCGCGAAAGAAAUCCACAAUUUCCCCAAGGCCUACAAGCUUCUCAAGGUCGCUCCUCUCAAAUGGCACCUAACUAUCCCGUCCCUAAUCGAGCUGCGAACCCAAAUAUGCAACCAAACAGUCUUUCUAAAGCCCAACCUCUUCAACUUGGACAACCUAUGCCCCAAUUGCAGUUACGCCCUUCAGUACCAACAGAGCGUCAGUGGUAUGAUAAAUUAGUGGAUGCCCUAGUGGGUGAAGAUGGUCCAGAAACGAAAUACGCGCUGAUCUGUAAUCACUGCUCUACUCAUAACGGGUUGGUUCUUCCUCAAGAGAUCGAAACAAUUCAAUACAUAUGCCCCAAAUGUGGACAAUUCAAUCCUUCUAGACGCUCACGACAGCUCCAUCCUGGCGGCCCUGUCCUCCCACCUGGUGUUUCACCCGCCAACAGCCGAUCUUCUUCGCCAAACGUUGCAAGGAGUCUGAGUAGAGGAGCAGAGGUACAUCGACCCACUUCACAGGCAAGGGAUAGAUCAGUUGACAGCGAUCAUCGAGGUCGAUCAACGUCUUCGCGUCGCGUUAUGGCAUCCAGAGACGAUACCCUCGAUGAAAAUGAGGAACAAGAAGACACAGAUCAAGUAGAGUUCGAAAAACACUCUUUGAAGAGCAGUUCACCAACUUCUGGCGAAGAACCAGAUACGAUUGCAUCUCGUGUCAGGCAGCGAAAAAAGGCUGUGUCUGUGGAAGAGGAUGAAUGAUGUGUUGUGCUGUACUUUUCUAUAAUGUACCAAAGCCCCACUAUAUGCCCCAUGUUAGCAUGUUUUCGAUAAAAUAGCACACAACACAGAUGUAACCGCCACCUUUUAUCAAUAUGAUUGGAUGGGUCGUUUUUGCUAGCUUGCAAACGAAGCAUCAGUCGAUAAGUUAAAUUUUAAAGAAAAAAAAAAACGUCAAUCUCUCCCCAAAUACCAUGUUAAUAUUGUUGUUAAAAAAAUGUAUUCAAAUGUCUGGUCUGUACUCGACUGACAGCACUUUAGCCAAUAUGACAGCGAAAGAAUGCUACCCGACAUAUAACUACAGGAUCUAAGUGUGAAUGUACAUGGUGUGUGGAGAUGCUUUACGAUUUACCAUUCUAUGUCUGCUGUAUCCUCUUCACUAUCCUCAUCAGAUGAUGAUUCCUCUUCAACUUGAACUGCGCCGUUGACCUUUCCAUUAAUGUUCAACUCUGUAAAAUUUAAGUACGUA